GGAGGGGCGCUUCUUGUUCUUCUUCUCCCGUGGUAAUUGUUGGUUAGGGUUUCUCAAAACUGCAGUAGUCGAGGGAGGGUUUGAAGAGUCCUGCUUCCUCAACACACACCAUCCGUGACAGUAGCAAUGGAUCCGUCGUCGCUCGAUACAGCUGAAUUGCAGCGUUUCCUCAGCCAAGAAAAGGAAAGAGCCAUGAUGAAUGAGAUGGUAGCGAAGCUAACUAGCGUGUGCUGGGAUAAGUGCAUUACUAGCACACUGGGAAGCAAGUUUAGCUCAGGCGAAUCAGCAUGCCUUUCCAACUGUGGUCAGCGGUACUUGGACUUGUCCCUGAUCAUCAUGAAGCGCAUCCAGUCCAUGCAGUGAGAGAGAUGAGGACCGAGUUAGCUCUCUGUUGUCUCAGUCGUUAUCUGAGUAUAAGUGCACUUUUAUUUGGAGAACCAUCUAUAAAUGUAACUGGAACCAUUAAUCAUUUUGACUGUUAUACUUCAAGUGCAUGGUUGUUGUUUUCCCAAAUAGUUGAGAAUUGUACCACUUGAUGUCCAUUGAUAUGUUGCAUUCAUUACCGAUGUCUUGUUCUUGCGACUAGUUGCUGCUAGGCAGGAAGAAGUAUGGUCAAGGCUCCAACCUGUCCUGAGGGAAACAGGCCAACCAAAUUCGUUGCAUGUUGACCUUUGGAGAGCACUUGCUGAUGCUUUGGUAGUCUCAGAGAUUGCGAAUGCUACUCUCCCUCCUAGAUACUACACUGCAUAUCCCAAAUAAAUCUUCAUCUCCU
Messenger RNA from Linum tenue, 772 nucleotides. NCBI's taxonomy places the organism in Eukaryota, Viridiplantae, Streptophyta, Magnoliopsida, Malpighiales, Linaceae. The record is from the annotation of a GenBank genome assembly.